This is a messenger RNA of Hibiscus syriacus, 678 nucleotides long. RefSeq lists its product as uncharacterized. The coding region runs from base 1 to 678 and encodes 225 amino acids. The record is from RefSeq and is a predicted model, not a curated record. NCBI's taxonomy places the organism in Eukaryota, Viridiplantae, Streptophyta, Magnoliopsida, Malvales, Malvaceae. The transcript has 2 exons.
AUGGAGGUUCCGCGUAUGAAGGAAAUGCAAUUACUUUGGUCAAGAACGCAAAGUACCCGUCUUGCUCUCUUUCCAUCAAUGGAAACCAAAUGCCAUAACCACAAGCGUAAAGCUUGGCAAAAUGACAUUAAUUUGUAUUCUUCUAGUACACGUUUGAUGGUCAAGGUUCUUCGCUCAAGGGUUUUUAAGCUCCUUGGUCGGUUCUUGAUAGUUUUCGCUUUGACCAUUAUGUUACUUAACUUUACCAUCAACUACGAAACUGUUCUGAAGCCUGAAAUUAUCUCUGAUGAUGAUGAUGAUGUUGCCGCCGCUGAUCCUGUUAAUCUGGAGUUCCUGCCAAUUUUGUUCAAUGAUUUGAACAAUGAAGGUGUUCUUAAAACGGGGAAAAAAGGACUAUUGUUGAGCGAUGAAUAUGAUGAAGAAACCAUUCAGGGUUCUUUGUUAUCGACAAAAAUCGAUAUGGAAUUCAGUGUUGUAAAUGAUUCUCAAGAAAAAAGUUGUAUCCCUGACGAGUCCAUUGAUUUCAUCUUCACCAAAAGCUUUCAAUCGUCAUUAGAGUUCAUUGACCGUAGCCUCAAAGUGGGUGACAUUGUUUUUGUUCAAGACCUGGGUGAAUGGUUUACGCAUUCAUUCAACAAUCCGUCUGAUUUUAAGAUUGUUUAUUACAGGAAAUUCUAG